Molecule: messenger RNA, 14223 nt
Organism: Notolabrus celidotus (New Zealand spotty)
Lineage: Eukaryota; Metazoa; Chordata; Actinopteri; Labriformes; Labridae
Gene: dnah10
Product: dynein axonemal heavy chain 10
Biological process (GO): microtubule-based movement
Cellular component (GO): dynein complex
Molecular function (GO): dynein light intermediate chain binding; ATP binding; minus-end-directed microtubule motor activity
Source: RefSeq, a predicted model, not a curated record
AGACGUUUCAUGGUUGCCAGGCAACAUGAAACUGCAAGCGGAUCGACAAACAUUCCUCGAGUAUUUGUUAAAUCUACAAGUGAUUGAAAAUAUUAAAUUACGGUCUAAAACCGGAAAGAGGUGAACAUUUUUUAUUCCCUCGAUUAAAAUUAAUGUAUCGACAUGGUCCACGACGAUUUACGAGUAGCAUGGAUCCGACAGCGCGUCUCUGCAGGUCUUAAUCUACCUGAUGGUCCCAACUGUUUCGACGAACUUCUCAACCGGGAGGAUGGAGAGGAAGAAGAAAAAAUCAUCCGGUUUUUGAACAUGGUCUCUGAUGAAGACUCCUUAUCCUGUCUUCUGUUUUUUAAAACUAUCAGAGCGGAAGAAACUGAAGUUGAAAUCCCAUCAGUUGAAAAUGAAGAUGGAGACUCUGAAGAUCCUGAUAAGAAGCCCUGGACCCAAAGUGGAGAAGAGUUGGCCUUACAUUCAGAGAAGACUCAAAAAGCAAGUCCUGGCCAUAGAGUGGAGGUUCAAGUGGUCUAUCACAGCGAGCUUCAUGUAGCAGUGGAUGAAUACCCAGAGAGGUUUCUGAAAUCUGCAGUCUUCUAUUUUCUCAGGAGUACAAAGGAGACUAUUGUUGAACCACUGGACAUGAAUGAGGCCAGUGUUCUCAUGCCCAAGCUAUUUGACACUAGCACGAUAAAGGGAGACCCACUUUGUGUGGUGCAACAAAAACUUGCCCACGUGCAUAUACUCACUUUAACCACCCACCAGAUGAGGAUCAGUGGUGCAGAUUAUCAAACCAGUGCAGAUUCCCCUCUUGAGGAGAAGAGUGAAGAGACUGAAAAGGAGAGUCCGGUGGAGUCAAGUGGAUCCUUUACAUUUCGUGACGAGCUGCUGAACCGGACGCAAAAGUAUUUGGGGCUGAUCAACGCAACUUUUACACAUCUUCAGAUUCAAGAGGAGAUUAAGCUGCAUAUCCCUGAGCUGGAUCUGGAACCAGGAGUGGAUGCACUGCUUUCCAAUCCAGAGACAGUUGAAGAGUUAGAGCAGUGUGUGAUGAACUGGCAGACACACAUUACCAUUGUUGUUGAGGAGCAGUUAAACAAAAAGCCACAGGCACCCAGCCCUUUGGCUGAAAUCUAUUUUUGGCAGGACCGUGCAUUUAUCCUGAGUGCUCUGAGUGAGCAGCUCAAACUGCCUAUGGUGGUGAAGAUCCGAAAGGUGAUGACCAAAGCAGAAGCAGGCGUUGUUCAGACGCUGGGUGGAGCAGUCUCCAAGCUCACUAAAUACCGUAUGGAAGCGGAGGAAAAUUUACGCUUCCUCAGAACUCUGGAAAGACAUUUCAUGAAUUUGGCUAGUGGAGCAAAUUUUGAUGUGAUCCUGGAGACUAUCCCAGAACUGAUGGAAAGCCUGCAGAUUGUGUGGAUAAUUUCUUGUCACUACAACACAAAUGAGCGUAUGGUCCCCCUGAUGGAGCGGAUUGCCUGGCAGCUUUGUGACUGUGUGAAUCUUACAGUUAAUGUACACACGAUAUUCAAGGAUAACAGAGAGGAGGCCAAAUCCAAGGUGAAUGAUGCAAAGCGGGUUUUGGACCGAUGGAGGUCAUCCUACUUCGAGGUGCGUGCUGAAAUUGAAGAAUCCAACAGGGAUCCACGUUGGGAAUUUGAUCGCAAGAGACUGUUUGAGAGGACAGAUUACAUGGCUUCUGUCUGCCAGGACCUGCACAAUGUUUUAAAGAUUUUGGAGGAGUUCCAAAACAUUUUUGGCCCUGAGCUAAAAGCUGUGACCGGAGACCCAAACAGCAUUGAUGAAGUGCUAUGCAAAGUGGAUUGUCUGGUUUCACCCUUGGAGGGUGUCAGUUUCAACCCCUUCAACAUCUGUAAGAUGACCAGCUGGAAAAUGAUCAUGCAGGAAUUUGACAGGACUGUUCACUCUAUAGAGGAAGAGGCCAUCAAGCUCAUCGAUCAGUCCUUGAAAACACUACGCUCUUCAGCUGUUGCCUUCGACAUGCUUCUGAAAUUCAAACAAAUCUGCUCCAGAGAGGUCAUCAGCAACCAUUUGAAUACAAAGUUUAAUGACGCGCUGACUCUGUACCUCAAAGAGUUGGACACUAUAAAUAAAAUCUAUGAGGCACAGAUGGACCAGCCGCCGCUAAAUAGAAAUGACCCUCCUGUGGCAGGAGCCAUCAGAUGGGUGAGAUCUCUUCUUCACCGCCUGAAACAAACCAUCCUUCCCUUCCUACAGGUGGCAGAGAUGACUGAGAGUGAUCUAGCCAAAGUUGUUAAAGAUAGGUAUGUGGAAAUAGGAAUGAAGACCAAAGCUUAUGAGAUGAAGAAAUAUAUGGACUGGUUUGGGGAGACAAAAACCAACUUGCCUUUGCUGAUGAAAAAAAAACUCUUGGUCAAGAGCAGCAGUGAAAACCAAACCCAGGGAAAACUUGAUACUCCUCCAACUGACAGUGGCCAAGAGGGUGUGCAAUUUAUUGUAAACUUUCCUCCUGGGAUUAGGGACAUCAUUUCUGAGGCAAAAAACCUUGUGUCUCUGGGCUUGGCUUUGCCCUAUCUGGCUCAAAAUAUUGCUCUACAGGAGCACAAAUUCAUCAGGUAUGCAUAUGAGCUCAACAACCUCAUCAGCUGCUACCACUCUGUGAUGGACAGACUGAGUGGGGUAAAGUCUGUUAUGUUGGCUCAACAGAUCAAAGUGGUCAAAGAAGUGAUCCAAGAUGGAUGCAAAAGACUAAACUGGAAUUCUUCUGCUGUCCCCGACUUUAUCAGCCGAGGAGUUCAGGCUGUCUCUAAAUUUGAGUCAGUUGUCAAACAGAUUCAGAAGAAUGAGCGGGAUAUUGAGUCCAUCUUGCAGUCCAUGGAAGUGGCCAGAUUACUGAAAUGUCCAGUCCCAGAUAAAUCCAACGACUUACCAGGUAUCAAGGAGUUCUGUGGCCGCAUUGAGCAAGAACGGGCCGCGACUGCAGGUAUGCUGAGUAGGAAAUAUGCUGCCAUUGGACCCCUUAUCACUGAGACAGAACAUUUGGUCUUGGAAACAAGCAGUGGAAAAGCCAAGAGUAUGGCAGAUUACUACAAGUACUGGGAGCGAAAGGUGUUCGAAUCCAUUGUGAAGAUGUUGCUGAGGAACAUUCAGGCUUUCAACAUGGCACUAUUGGGAAAUACCCCUCUUUUUCAAGUUGACGCCAGCGUAUCUGCGCCUACAAUAGUGCUUCUGCCUCAAAGCAAUGAGAUCUACUGGCUGCUCAUGCAGUGUAUCAGAGACUGCAUAGAGAGCACCAAGCAAUUUGUGCGUUGGAUGCAUGGAACCUGCAUCGAGUGCCCUCAACAACAUACAGGCGGUGAAAAUGAGCCGGUAUCAUUUAGCUUCUUCAGCGACGUGUGGCAGCAUCCUCAGAUAAAUGAGAGCACCAUGAAAGUGUCCCAGAACAUCCAGCGGCUGCUCUUCUCUGUGGAUCGCUACCUGAACCAUUGGAAACGCUAUCUGCUCCUUUGGAAAAAGAACAAAACAAUUGUCAAUGAGAAGUUUGCUGCAAAAAAACCAUCCUGUGUCAUGUAUGAUGAUAAGCUGCAGUUCCUGUGUAGCAUCAAUCAGGAGGUGUUGCUGGAGCCGCUGUUUAAGUGUGAGCACAUCAUGCACAUAAACCUUGAGCCUCUGGUUCUCUCUGUGUGUGAGAAUGCUAAUUCCUGGAUCAGUUCACUUGGUACCUUCCUCCACAUGCCGACGAAGGAGGAUCUCUUCAACCUCAGAGAUGAACUCAUGCAACUCUCUACACAGCUUAAACAGAGCCCUGACACCUUUGAAGAUCUGAAGUCUGUCUUGAGCACCAUUUCAAACAUCAGGGACAUGUCUCUAGACGUGGAGAUGAGAUUCAAUGAUAUCAAAGAGAGAUACAGAACACUGGCCAUGUACAAACUUAAGGUUGGAGAAGAUGAACUGGAACUUGUUGCCAGUAUUGGCCCAAUGUGGAGUGAUCUAUUUACAGAAUCCAGACAAGUGGAUCGAAGUCUGACAACUGUCAAGAAAUCAUUUACCACAACAACAAAGGAGAAGAUAGAAGAGUUUCACCAGGAGUUGUUCAUCUUCGGAGAAAGCUUCAACAUGCAUGGUCCUGGUGCUGUAGGAGAUAAUUUGGAGAAAGGAUUAUCCAUUAUGGGUAAAUAUGAAGCAGAACUCGCUAAGGUAGUGGCAGAACGACAGGAGCUAGCGAAUGCAGAGAAGCUGUUGGACCUGCAGGUCACUGUGUACCCUGAAAUUAUCAGCAUGCAGAAGGACAUGGCAGGCUUGAGACAGAUAUAUGAUGUCCAUAAGGCUCAGAAGGAUGCAAAGACAGAGUGGUCUCAGACCUUGUGGGCAGAUUUAGACAUCCAGCUCCUACAAGACGGUGUUGAGGGUUUCAUCAAAAGACUGAGGCAGCUGCCCAAAGAUGUGCGAGCUUUACCUGUGGCCUUCUUCCUCGAGGGACACCUGAAAGAGUUUAAGGAGUCUCUCCCUCUUCUGCUGGACCUGAAGAAUGAAUCCCUCAGAGACAGACACUGGAAGGAACUAAUGGAAAGGACCAGAACCAGCUUUGAGAUGAACCCUGACAGCUUCACUCUGGAGAACAUGUUUUCGAUGGAGCUUCACAAAUAUGCUAAUGUCAUCGGUGACAUAGUUACUUCAGCUGUAAAGGAGCUCAGUAUUGAGAAGGGGUUGAAGGAGGUUGUGGAGACCUGGGAAAACAUGAAGUUCAGCGUGCUGCCUUAUGUUAAAGGCACUCAGGAACGUGGCUCUAUAUUAGGUGCAGUGGAUGAGAUCCUCAUGAAUGUUGACAACGAUGCCAUGAACUUACAGAGUAUGGCAGGCAGCCGCUUUGUUGGACCUUUCCUUGGGACCAUUCAACAAUGGGAAAAAGACCUGUCCCUCAUCAGUGAGACAAUAGAGGUUUGGUUGCUGGUGCAACGGAAAUGGAUGUACCUGGAGAGCAUAUUCAUCGGUGGGGACAUUCGCUUGCAGUUACCCGAGGAGGCCAAGAAGUUUGAUAACAUUGACAAAAGGUUUAAAGAAAUAAUGAAAGACACAGUGAAGGGUCCAAACAUUAAGAGAAGCUGCCUGAUUCCAAACCGGCUAGCAGACCUGCAGGCCCUGUUUGAUGGUCUGGAGAAGUGCCAGAAGAGUCUGAAUGACUACCUGGACUCUAAGCGGAACGCUUUUCCUCGCUUCUUUUUCAUCUCUGAUGAUGAGCUGCUCAGCAUUCUGGGAAGCAGUGACCCUGCCUGUGUCCAGGAACACAUGAUCAAGAUGUAUGACAACAUAGCAUCCCUGAGGUUGGAUGCGGACAGCAGCGGGGGGACAGUGGCGGGAGCUAUGGUGUCUGCCGAGGGUGAGGUGAUGGAGUUGAAGAGACCUAUUCCAGUGGAGGGCCGGGUGGAGGAGUGGAUGACCGGAAUACUCAAUGAGAUGAGGAGAACUAACAGACUCAUUACCAAGGAGGCAGUGUUCCGGUACUGUGAAGACAGGAGCAGGGUGGACUGGAUGUUGCUGUACCAGGGCAUGGUGGUGCUGGCUGCAAAUCAAGUGUGGUGGACCUGGGAGGUAGAGGAUGUCUUUAAAUGUGUGAAGAAAGGAGACAAGCAUGCACUGAAGAACUAUGCCAAGAAAAUGCACCAGCAAAUUGAUGAGCUGGUAUCACGCAUUACUCAACCUAUGAAGAAAAAUGACAGACGGAAAAUAAACACUGUGCUCAUUAUCGAUGUCCAUGCAAGAGAUAUUGUUGACAGCUUUGUCCUGAACAGCAUAAUGGAUGCACGAGAGUUCGAGUGGGAAAGCCAGCUAAGAUUCUACUGGCUCCGGGAACAUGACAACCUAUUUGUGCGUCAGUGCAGUGCGUCCUUCUCUUACGGCUAUGAAUACAUGGGGUUGAACGGUCGAUUGGUGAUAACCCCUCUGACAGACCGAAUCUACCUCACCCUCACGCAGGCUCUCUCUAUGUACCUGGGUGGAGCUCCUGCAGGGCCGGCUGGUACUGGAAAGACAGAGUCCACCAAAGACCUGGCUAAGGCUUUGGGUCUUCUCUGUGUGGUUACAAACUGUGGUGAGGGAAUGGACUACAUGGCUGUGGGUAAGAUCUUCUCUGGGCUCGCCCAGUGUGGAGCUUGGGGCUGUUUUGAUGAGUUCAACCGUAUCGAUGCCUCUGUAUUGUCGGUUAUCUCCUCUCAAAUCCAGACGAUCCGCAAUGCACUUAUCCUGCAUUAUAAAAAGUUUCAAUUUGAAGGGCAAGAAAUAAGUUUGGAUGACCGCAUGGGGAUUUUCAUCACCAUGAAUCCAGGUUAUGCAGGACGCACAGAGCUGCCAGAAUCAGUCAAAGCCCUCUUUAGGCCUGUCGUGGUCAUUGUGCCAGACCUGCAGCAGAUCUGUGAGAUCAUGCUCUUCUCUGAAGGCUUCCUCAUCGCCAAGGUGCUGGCAAAGAAGAUGACUGUACUGUAUAAGCUGGCUCGUGAGCAGCUGUCCAAACAGUCUCAUUACGACUUUGGUCUGAGAGCUUUGAAAUCUGUCCUCGUGAUGGCAGGAGAGCUGAAGAGAAGUUCACCAGACCUUCAUGAGGAUGUGGUGUUGAUGCGUGCUCUCAGGGACAUGAACCUGCCAAAGUUUGUGUUUGAGGAUGUGCCUCUGUUCCUUGGGCUAAUCUCAGACUUGUUUCCUGGGCUGGACUGCCCUCGUGUUCGCUAUCCAAACUUCAAUGAUGCAGUGGAGCAGAUCAUAGAAGACCACAAAUAUGUUUUAAUUCCCAACCAGGUGGAUAAAGUGGUGCAGAUGUAUGAGACCAUGAUGACCAGACACACUACGAUGGUUGUAGGCCCAACGGGUGGAGGGAAAUCAGUUGUGAUCAGCACAUUAUGUCAAGCUCAGACUAAAUUGGGAUUAAAUACUAAGAUGUAUCCUCUGAACCCCAAAGCCAUGAGUGUCAUUGAACUUUAUGGCAUUCUGGAUCCGGACACUCGAGACUGGACUGAUGGGAUUUUAUCCAACAUCUUUCGUGAUAUAAACAAGCCCACUGACAAAAAAGAGAGGAGGUACAUCCUGUUUGAUGGAGAUGUGGAUGCCCUGUGGGUGGAGAAUAUGAACUCAGUAAUGGAUGACAACAAGCUCCUCACACUUGCCAAUGGAGAACGGAUCCGUUUACAGAAUCACUGUGCCCUGCUGUUUGAGGUUGGAGAUUUGCAGUAUGCUUCUCCUGCUACUGUUUCCCGAUGUGGAAUGGUUUUUGUUGACCCCAAAAACCUGCGAUACACCCCGUACUGGCAGAGAUGGGUGAAGAACAGACCUGGCGGGGAGCAAGAAGUGCUCAACAAACUGUUUGAGAAAUAUGUGCACAGCUCUAUUGAUAUGAUCGUGGAUGGUAUUGUUGAUGGCAAGCAGGGCAACAAACUCAAGACUGUUGUACCUCAGACAGAUCUGAACAUGGUGACUCAGCUGUGCUUGACACUGGAUGCACUGCUUGAGAGUGAGACCAGCAAUACUGACGUCCUGGAGUGUUACUUCCUUGAAGCUCUGUACUGCUCCCUCGGGGCCACAUUGCUGGAGCCCAGCAGGAUCAAAUUUGAUGAGUUCAUCAAAAAGCUUUCCUGUUUGACCACAGUACAUGAUGAGAAAAGCCUGGCAGGGCCCGGUGAGAUCCCAGGAUACCUGCCAACUCUCUAUGAGUUCCACUUUGAUGGAGCACUUGAGAAGUGGGUUCCCUGGAGUUCCUUGGUCACCAAAUACAUCCACAACCCUGUUAUGAAGUUUGCUGAUAUUCUAGUGCCGACUAUCGACACCACAAGAACCAGCUGGAUCCUUGAACAGAUGGUGAAAAUCAAGAGGCCAGUGCUUUUGGUUGGAGAGUCUGGCACCUCCAAAACUGCCACCAUUCUAAACUUCCUGAAGAACCUUGAUGCAGAUACCAGGAUUACACUGAUCAUCAACUUCUCAUCGAGAACCACUUCAAUGGACCUGCAGCGGAACUUGGAGGCCAAUGUGGAGAAAAGGACCAAAGAGAUCUAUGGGCCUCCUAUUGGAAAGAGGCUGCUGGUCUUUAUGGAUGACAUGAAUAUGCCAAAGGUGGAUAGUUACGGCACACAGCAGCCUAUAGCACUCCUGAAGCUGUUACUGGACCGAGGAGGCAUAUAUGAUAGAGGAAAGGAGCUCAACUACAAAGUUCUGAAGGACCUUGGCUUUGUAGCUUCCAUGGGAAAAGCUGGAGGUGGGAGGAAUGAGGUGGAUCCCCGCUUUGUCUCGCUCUUCAGUGUUUUCAGCAUUCCCUUUCCAGCCAUGGAGUCCCUCCACCUCAUCUAUGCUUCUAUUAUCAAAGGCCACACCAGAACGUUUGAGGAUGCCAUACAGAAGGUUUGUGAUACAGUCACUUUCUGCACACUGGAACUGUACAACAACAUCAUCAAAGAUCUGCCACCCACUCCCUCCAAGUUCCACUACAUCUUCAACUUAAGGGACCUGUCAAGAGUCUACAACGGGCUGACUCUAACCAAACCUGACAGGUUAUUGACUGUCACCCAAUUUGUGCGUGUCUGGAGAAAUGAGUGCCUGAGAAUCUUCCAUGACAGACUCAUAGAUCAAACUGACAAAGCCCUGGUCCAAGGACACAUAAAGAACCUGAUUGAGGAGCACUUUAAGUCAGACCUGGAGGAAGGCAUGAGGGACCCAAUUCUUUUUGGAGACUACAGGACCGCCCUCAGUGAGACUGAACCAAGGGUCUAUGAGGACAUGCAGGACUAUGAUGCUUCAAAAGCCCUGUUUCAGGAGAUUCUAGAGGAAUACAAUGAGAACAAAUCAAGGAUGAACCUUGUGCUGUUUGAUGACGCUCUGGAACAUCUGACCCGAGUUCACCGAAUAAUUCGCAUUGACCGUGGCCACGCCCUGCUUGUCGGUGUGGGGGGCUCUGGCAAGCAGUCUCUUACAAAGCUUGCUGCCUUUACUGCUGGCUGUGAGGUAUUUGAGAUAACGCUAAGCAGAGGUUACAGUGAGUCAAACCUUCGUGACGACCUGAAAACGCUGUACCUGAAGCUUGGAAUUGAAAACAAGAAGACAGUGUUCCUCUUCACUGAUGCCCAUGUGGCUGAGGAAGGCUUCCUGGAGCUCAUCAACAACAUGCUCACCUCUGGCAUUGUUCCUGCAUUGUUCCCUGAUGAUGAGAAGGAGUCAGUGCUCAACCAGCUACGAGAUGAGGCUCUAAAGAUGGGAUCAGGUCCAUCCAAAGAGAGUGUGUGGCAGUAUUUUGUUAACAAGAGUGCCAACAAUCUUCACAUCGUUUUAGGCAUGUCUCCAGUGGGAGACACCCUGAGGACACGCUGCAGGAACUUCCCAGGAUUGAUGAAUAACACUGUGAUCGACUGGUUCCUGCCAUGGCCUCCACAGGCAUUGCUUGCUGUGGCUCAGUCGUUCCUUGGCGAAAGUCCAAUGAUUCCUGAAGCACACACUGCAGCAGUGAUAGCUCAUGUGUGCAUGGUUCACAGCUCCGUAGAUGACUACAGCAAACUUUUCCUGCAGAAACUCAGGCGUUGCAACUUUGUUACCCCAAAGAACUAUUUGGACUUCAUAAGCACAUAUUCAGCCCUCCUGGAGGAAAAGGACCAAUCCAUCCUGGCUCAGUGCAAACGUCUUGAGGGAGGUUUGGAUAAACUGAAGGAGGCCAGUGAGCAGCUGGCGACGCUGAAUGUCAAACUAGCAGAUCAGAAGGUGGUCCUCGCUGAGAAGUCCACAGCCUGUGAGGCUCUGCUGGAUGGGCUCACCACAAACACAACAGUAGCUGAGGAGAAAAAGACUCUGGCAGAAGACAAAGCCAAAGAGAUUGAAGAGCAGAACAAGGUGAUUGCAGUGGAGAAGGCAGAAGCUGAAAGUUCUCUAGCUGAAGCGCUGCCAGCAUUAGAGGCAGCCAGUCUGGCCCUGCAAGACCUAGGAAAAUCUGACGUCACAGAGAUCCGGUCCUUUGCCAAGCCGCCCAAACAGGUGCAGGUGGUUUGUGAAUGCAUCCUGGUGAUACGCGGCUACAAGGAGGUCAGCUGGCAGGCAGCCAAGGGUAUGAUGUCAGAGGCUAACUUCUUGCGUUCACUGUUGGAGAUGGAUCCCGAUUCUAUAAAUAACAACCAGGUCAGGACUGUCAAAGGCUUCCUGAAGAGUCUCCAGACAAGUUUUGAGGAGAUGCAAGGCAUCAGUAAGGCUGGGGCAGGAAUGCUUAAGUUUGUUGAGGCUAUAAUGGGUUACUGUGAAGUUGCAAGGGAGAUAAAACCCAAGAGAGAAAAGUUGGCACGCCUGGAGAAGAACUUCUUUCAGAGUAAGCGUGAGUUGGAAGGCAUUCAGCGUGAGCUCAAUGCUCUCCAGCAAGAGUUGCAGGCUCUUGGAGAGAAGUACCAAGCUGCUAUUACUGAGAAAGAGACUCUGCAAGAGGAGGCUGAGCUCAUGGAGAGGAGGCUGAUAGCUGCUGACAAACUUAUUUCAGGCCUGAGCUCUGAGAAUGAACGAUGGACACAAGACCUGGAGGAGCUGAAGCAGCGGCGGGUACGCCUCUUGGGUGACUGUCUGAUAUCUGCUGCUUUCCUGAGCUACGAAGGGGCCUUCAGUUGGGACUUCAGGAAUGAGAUGGUUUACAAAACAUGGGCUAAAGAUGUGCUGGAGAGAGGAAUCCCAUUGAGUCAGCCGUUCAGAAUCGAAAGCCUUCUAACUGAUGAGGUUGAAAUCAGCAGAUGGGGCUCAGAGGGCCUGCCUCCAGAUGAACUCUCAGUGCAGAAUGGAAUCCUCACAACCAGAGGAAGUCGGUUUCCAAUGUGUAUUGACCCUCAACAGCAAGCACUCAACUGGAUCAAGAAGAAAGAAGAAAACAAUAAACUAAAGAUCUCAUCUUUCAAUGAUCCAGACUUCUUAAAGCACCUUGAAAUCGCCAUCAAAUAUGGCUCCCCAUUCCUUUUCCAAGAUGUGGAUGAGUACAUCGAUCCUGUGAUUGAUAAUGUCCUGGAGAAGAAUGUAAAAGGAGCAGCGGGCAGACAGGUCCUCAUGCUAGGGGACAAAGAGGUUGACUAUGAUCCCAACUUUAAACUGUACCUCAACACAAAGCUGGCUAACCCCAAAUACUCCCCAUCAGUGUUUGGAAAAGCCAUGGUCAUAAACUAUACUGUAACCCUUAAGGGUCUGGAGGACCAGCUGCUGAGUGUGAUCAUGGGUUUUGAGAAGAAGGAGCUGGAGGAGCAGCGUGAGCACUUGAUCCAAGAGACAAGCAACAAUAAGAAGUUGCUGAAGAAACUCGGGGACUCCUUGCUCAGAGAGCUGGCCACAUCUACAGGAAACAUGCUGGAUAACACAGAGCUGGUUGACACUUUGGAGGUGACCAAGUCGAAGUCCAGCGAGGUGUUUGAGAAACUAGAGUUGGCAGAGAAGACAUCUGUGGACAUUGAUACACUCAGAGACGGCUACAGGCUUGCUGCAAAGCGUGGUGCCAUCUUGUUCUUUGUGCUGACUGAAAUGGCUCUGGUGGAUAGCAUGUACCAGUACUCUCUAGCCUCCUACAUGGAAGUGUUUGACUUUUCACUGCGCAAAUCUCUGCCUGACUCUGUUCUGCCUCAAAGACUUAAGAACAUCAUGAAUACUCUGACAUACAGUGUGUACAACUAUGGGUGCACAGGUCUGUUUGAGAGACAUAAGCUGCUCUUUUCUUUUAAUAUGACCAUCAAGAUUGAGCAGGCAGAGGGGAGGGCUCCUCAGGAGGAGUUGGAGUUUUUUAUCAAGGGUAAUCUAUCCCUGGAAAAGAGCACACGUAAAAAGCCUUGUGACUGGCUUCCAAACCAGGGCUGGGAGGACAUAGUGAAACUUGCAGAGCUCUUCCCUGAGCAGUUUGGCUCUCUGCCUGAUGACGUGGAGAAAAAUUCCACUGACUGGAAGUCUUGGUAUGACCUGGAUGGACCUGAACAGGUUCCAUUCCCCAUGAAAUAUGCUGAGAUCCUGUCAGCCUUUCAGAAGCUGCUACUGCUACGCUGCUUUCGCGUUGAUAGAGUCUACAGAGCUGUGACUGACUACGUCACUGUCACAAUGGGCGAGAAAUAUGUCCAGCCUCCUGUGAUCAGAUAUGAUGCAAUCUAUGAGCAGAGCACACCUUACUCCCCUAUUAUCUUCAUCCUGAGCCCAGGCUCUGACCCAGGAAGUGACCUCAUGAAGCUAGCAGAGAGGUCAGGCUUUGGACAAAACAAGUUCAAGUUUCUUGCUAUGGGCCAAGGCCAGGAGAAGGUGGCGCUGCAGUUGCUGGAGGAUGCGGUGGCCCUUGGUCUGUGGUUAAUGCUACAGAAUUGCCACCUGCUGGUUAAAUGGCUGAAGGACCUGGAGAAGUCAUUAGAGAGGAUCACCAAGCCACACCCAAACUUCCGCUUAUGGAUCACCACCAACCCCAUCCAGGAUUUCCCAAUUGGCAUACUACAAAAGUCUCUAAAGGUGGUGACGGAGCCCCCCAACGGUCUCAAACUGAACAUGAGAGCCACAUACUCUAAAAUUUCCCAUGAGACCUUGACUGCAUGUCCACACCCAGUUUUCCGCAGCCUGGUGUACGUGUUGGCCUUCUUUCAUGCUGUCGUUCAAGAAAGACGCAAGUACGGGAAAAUCGGCUGGAACGUCCCCUAUGACUUCAACGAGUCUGACUUCUUGGUGUGUAUGGAGAUACUGAACACAUACCUGACCAAAGCUCACAACCAAGGAGACAGCAAUAUUCCCUGGGGUAGUCUUAAAUACCUUAUAGGGGAGGUGAUGUAUGGCGGACGAGCCAUAGAUAGCUUUGACCGCAGGAUCCUGACUGUCUACAUGGAUGAGUUCCUUGGUGACUUUUUGUUCUACACCUUUCGAGAAUUCCACUUCUUCAGCAACAAAGAUGUAGAUUACAAGAUUCCUGCAACUGGGCAGAAGAAAGCUUAUGUUGAUGAAAUUGAGACCCUACCCCUGGCAAAUACACCAGAGGUAAUGGGUUUGCACUCCAACGCAGAGAUAGGAUACUACACUCAGGCAGCAAAAGACAUGUGGACUCAUCUCAUAGACCUGCAGCCUCAGACAGGGGAAUCUGGAGCAAGCAUCAGCAGGGAAGAGUACAUCAGCCAAGUGGCACUGGACAUUCAGAACAAGCUGCCCAAGUUAUUUGACAUGGACAUGAUCCGUAAAAAGUUUGGCACUGACAUAUCCCCAACGGCAGUGGUGCUGCUUCAAGAAUUGGAACGCUUCAACAAACUUGUAGUCCGCAUGCAGCGCUCUCUGGCUGAGCUGCAAAGGGCCUUGGCUGGGGAGGUAGGUAUGAGCAGUGAGCUGGACGAGGUAGCUAGGGCCCUUUUUAACGGUCACAUCCCUGCCAUUUGGAAGAAAUUGGCACCUGACACCCUGAAGUCCCUCGGCAAUUGGAUGGGCCAUUUCAAGAGGCGCUUUGAACAGUAUAGUAACUGGGUGGAUGAGGGAGAGCCAAAAGUCAUGUGGCUUUCAGGACUCCAUAUCCCAGAAUCCUACCUGACUGCCCUUGUCCAAGCAGCUUGUCGGAAAAAUGGUUGGCCUCUGGAUCUUUCCACACUGUACACACAGGUCACCCAGUACCGCAACGAGGAUGAAGUCAGUGACAGACCAGGACAGGGCUGCUUGGUGUCAGGCCUGUACCUGGAGGGAGCAGACUGGGACAUAGAGAACAGCUGCCUGGUGAAGAGUAAACCAAAGGCUCUGGUUGUUGAACUGCCCAUUUUAAGAGUCAUUCCCAUAGAGACACGCCGCCUCAGGUUACAGAACACACUGCGCACACCUGUGUACACCACAUCCUUGCGGAGGAAUGCAAUGGGUGUGGGGUUAGUAUUUGAGGCUGACCUGUUCACCACCGAGCACAUCUCUCACUGGGUCCUUCAGGGAGUCUGUUUAUGCCUGAGUGCUGACUAAAGACAGACCUCAGCCUCACUGAGCUGGUUGGCUUUCAUGCCGUCAGUUUCAACAUGUUGAUUCAUAUUUAUGGUGCCUGAUGCUUGUCAAAACAAACUGAUAGAGUCUCAUAAGAAAACCAAAUGGAGCAGUGGAUCAUUAUUCUCCUCCUAGUUUUCAUUAUUUUUUCACUAGAUGGCAGCACUCGACUUUACAGAGCUCGUCAUGCUGGGCUGUAGCUCCGGUGAUUCCUCUUAAAUGUAAAAGGCCUUGAAAAGUCAGGAACUUUUAACCUCCAAGUCUACUACUGUUUAUAGAUCAAUAAAAGUUCACAACUCAGCUGAA